This is a messenger RNA of Boleophthalmus pectinirostris (great blue-spotted mudskipper), 3761 nucleotides long. RefSeq names its product ral guanine nucleotide dissociation stimulator-like 1 (gene rgl1). The coding region runs from base 179 to 2488 and encodes 769 amino acids. Gene Ontology annotation, molecular function: guanyl-nucleotide exchange factor activity. Lineage: Eukaryota; Metazoa; Chordata; Actinopteri; Gobiiformes; Gobiidae. The record is from RefSeq and is a predicted model, not a curated record. Gene Ontology annotation, cellular component: plasma membrane. The transcript is spliced from 18 exons. Gene Ontology annotation, biological process: Ras protein signal transduction; positive regulation of GTPase activity.
GAAGAGUGGCAGCCUACUGACAGACGCUGGACGACACGGAGUUUGCUGAGACGCUGUUUGUACUAUACACAAGGAUAAUACUCACUUCUAACUUGUGGAUUUGUUAAUUUUAUCUUUGGAUACGCGUUCUUCCUUUACGCACGGAUAACUUUUCAAGUUCUGAUGCUGCCUCCGGACAAUGAGAGAAACGCUCACAAUGAAAUUCGCCUGGAAAAGUAAAAUGAGCUCGGUGCAGGACUGGGGGGAGGAAGUUGAGGAAGGAGCCAUCUACAAUGUGACACUGAAGCGCGUUCAAAUCCAACAGGCGGCCAACAAGGGGGCACGAUGGCUAGGGGCGGAAGGGGACCGAUUACCACCUGGACACACAGUGAGCCAACUGGAGACCUGUAAGAUCCGCAGUAUCCGAGCUGGGACACUGGAGCGGCUGGUCGAGACGCUUCUCACGGCAUUUGGAGACAAUGACCUCACCUACACCUCCAUCUUCCUGUCCACCUACAGAGCCUUCGCCAGCACACAGACUGUAUUAGAGCUAUUGUUAGACAGAUAUGGAAGUUUGGAGGAAAAUACGGAAACAAAUCGGUGCCAAAGUACUGAGACCAGGGGAGCUAUCAGAAAUGCUCUGACAUCGAUACUUCGUGCCUGGUUAGAUCAGUGUCCAGAGGACUUCCAGGAGCCCCCAGAAUACCCCUGUCUGCACCGCCUCAUACAGUACCUGUGUAAGGCCCAGCCGGGGUCUGAGACUCUGAGGCGUGCACAGAGUCUGCUUGAGCAGCUACAAAGUCAGGCCAAUAUGGACGACUGUGACGGUUUCCAUGGCAACUCUUCCUUCUGUUUGGGCGAGGAGGAGGAAGUGGAGAUAGAGGCUCAGGAGAACUUCCUGUCGUUCGACGCUGACCUCGUGGCAGAGCAGCUAACCUACAUGGAUGCACUGCUGUUUAAAAAGGUUGUGCCUCACCACUGCCUGGGUUCGAUCUGGUCUCAGAGGGAUAAGAAGGACUGUAAGCACAGCGCCCCUACUAUAAAAGCCACUAUCAUGCAGUUCAAUGCCGUGGCAGCCUGCGUGGUCAGUACUGUGCUAAAACAUAGGCAGAUUCGGCCACAUGCCAGAGCCAGGGUGAUACAAAGAUGGAUCGAUAUUGCUCAGGAGUGCAGAAUACGAAAGAACUUCUCAUCUUUGCGAGCCAUCGUUUCAGCUCUACAGUCCAACCCUUUGUACAGACUGAAGAAGGUGUGGGCCUGUGUGAACAAAGACUGUAUGCAGACGUUUGAGGAGCUGUCUGAUAUAUUCUCAGAUCACAACAACUACCUGACCAGCAGAGAGCUACUAAUGAGGGAAGGCACUUCAAAGUUUGCCAGUCUAGAGAGCUGUGCCAAGGAACACCAAAAACGCACCCACAAAAGACUCCAGCUGCAGAAGGAAAUGGGAGCAAUGCAAGGAACAAUACCAUACCUGGGCACUUUCCUAACAGACCUGACCAUGCUUGAUACAGCUCUACCUGACGAAGUGGAGGGUGGCCUCAUUAACUUUGAGAAGAGACGAAGGGAGUUUGAAGUCAUAGCUCAGAUCAAGCUGCUCCAGUCCGCCUGUAACAGCUACUGCCUUCACGCAGACUCAGCUUUCCUGCGAUGGUUCAAGAGCCAGCCUCAGCUCAGCGAAGAAGAAAGCUACGCCUUAUCCUGUGAAAUUGAAGGGCUCGGUGACAGCAGUCCAACUUCGCCCAAACCACGAAAAAGCAUGGUGAAAAGACUUAGUCUACUUUUUCUUGGAGCAGACAGCAGUGCUGCCAGUUCUCCAGUGAAAGAGACCCCACGCUCGCCUCCUACUGGCAGCUCGGGGGAAAGCAUGGACUCUGUCAGCGUGUCAUCCAGUGACUCGGGCAGCCCAUCAGACAGUGAAGUACUGACCCCUAUCCACUCCAGUGAUGCUCAAAUUAAGCUAUCAGAUUCCUCCUCCUGUGCAUCCUUACACUCCACGGACACAGCCUCAUCGACCACCAGUGUUUCCAUGACACCCGUGUCUCCCUCACACGUGGGUCAUCACUGCACCCAUCGCCGCUCUGUUUCCCUCACUCCAAUGUCUCCCAGCUCUCCCACCCAGACCCUGCUCUACAACACACAAGCCCAGGACGCAUGCAUCAUCAGAGUCAGUUUGGAAAAUGGCAAUGGAAACCUUUACAAGAGCAUACUGUUAACCAAUCAAGACAAAACUCCAGCUGUGAUUGCGAGAGCGAUGGCAAAGCAUAACCUGGAAGUAGAGCAAGGCGAGGGAUAUGAGUUGGUGCAAGUCAUUUCUGAUGAGAAAGAGCUGGUAAUUCCUGACAAUGCCAAUGUGUUUUAUGCCAUGAACACAUCUGCAAACUUUGACUUCCUGCUCAGAGUUCGGGGGUCAGCCGGGCGACCAGUCCAACUGCGGAGCCGCUGCAGCACCACAGUGCCACGGCAGCACCGCUCCAGUCUGUCCCUGCGGCUCAGCAAAGUGACUCUGUGACACAAACCCCAAAUGAGAACUGGACCUGUGCUGAAAAACAAGCUCUUUGUGAUCAUGAAGAAAAUGGACAGAUCCUGAGCUCUUGCACACCUUCUCCGUACUGUGCCAUGUUUCAUGUUCUUAAGUUUGUAGCACUUAAAUCAGAAACACGGACCAGUAGCACGACUGUUGUGCCAGUGGACCUCUUCUUGGGGUGUUGUGCCUGUAUCUAAGUGGGGAAGUGCGACCCCUGGUGGCACUUACUUCCAAUUGCAACAGGUUUUUGCACAUGUUUUGGGAGCAGCCAAACUCCUGACCUCUAACAGUAUUCUAAAGACUUUAUAAAAUAUCCUGUGAUGUUUUCUAUGUUAUUAGAAGUAUUGAGGCAAACUGACUGUUAUGCCUAUAUAAUUGAAUGGACAUUGUACAGAUUUCUGGAUGAUAUGAAUUAAUUGACAGAAGCUGUAAUGUCUGAAUCUGUUGCUGCUUGUGGCGUGUGCACAGUGUGUAUGUGUAUCCCCCUCUCAUAUUGUGAGCUAUUUGACGAAUGCACUGGUGAUGCAUUCUGACUGGUUCAGUUACUUGGUUUUAACAAGUCCUUGGUAAAUAUUAAAAUGGCCUUAGCCACCCUAUCUUCUGGGUGAAAUGAAAAAAUGAAAUGUGUGCUACUUUCUCUAAAUGAUGACCCUCUGCACGUCCACACUGAAGGAGGUGAAUGAGGGUUUGAAUUAGUGGAAAUGAAAGUGUCUUAGAGCCAGUGGAUGUUUUAUGAUACCUCUGUGCCCUUCAGUGUUGAUCUACAGUUGCACUUGUCAGUUGAAGGAGAUGCCAAUGCGAUGUGAAUACUGAAGUAGGAAUCUUCCACUAAUGUUGUGGACUAGUUUCCUUCUUCACCUAAUGAAGUAUUAUUUUUGUUUGUCUUUUUUAUGUUUUUGUAAUUCAGGUGAAUAUAAGCCAGAUUGGAGUAUGUUAAAUGGUUUUCAGUAUAUGUUUCAUUUCAGACUGUCAGAUAACUGUGAUCUGUUUGUUAUUUUAUGAACCACUUUACAACCUUCUACAGUUCAUUUGCAUAACUUAUGUGUAUUUUCCCCAACACUGUCUCAUCAUAGUCACACCUUGGCAUGAUACUGACAUGUCGACAAAUGACUACAAAAAUGCGCUGUUUACCUGUUUCUGUGUUUAAACAUGUAAUUCAGCUGGUCCUCUUAUACAGCACUUUGCUCUGUUCAUUUAAAGUAUUUUCUCCACUGCCAAAGACUCCUUUCUGAGCAAAUAAAAUAUUAUCUUUGCAUAA